CAUUUAAUGAGUAAAUCCAUUAUUUAUUUUCACAAAAAAUUGAGAAAAGAUGAUAAGUCUUCAUACCCUCAAUCAAUAUGUACAACUCUGAACUCUUUACCUCUCGCUAUAUUCAUGAAAUUCCUGUUUUUCAUCUAAAAAUCUACAAAUUAUCACAACAAACCCAAUUUCCAAAUUUCAUAAAAUCAUAAUCAAAUCACCUUUCAUAUCCCACUCAAUUUGAGUAACAGAUUACAAGAGUGAUAAAAAAAAAGGGAUUGCGGGCGAAUAAACUUUCACGACGACACCAGAAACUUCGAUCUUCCGACAAUUUAAAGGGUUUUGAGAAAGAAAAUUCUGCAAAAAUGGACCUUGUAAAACAAGAGAUCAUGAAAAAGAGACAGGCACUAGCUGAAGAAAGUGGUGGGAAGAAACGUUUUUUUAAGCGUACUGAGGUUGAGCAGAAACGCCUUCAGAAACUGCGUGAGGAAGAGAAACGUGAACUUGAGGAGAAAACCCUUCGCCAGCCGCCGUCCACCACGGCGUCGCUCCUUGACUUAAUAUACUCUGCAAAAUCGAACACCGAUUCGGGGAAUAAAACUGUAACCUUAACUACUGAUGAACAGAAUAAUAUUAAUGAACUGAACUUCCCGAAGCAAGAAGUGAUUCGGCGUCUUAGGUUGCUUAAACAGCCGAUCACGCUUUUUGGAGAGGAUGAUGAGGCUCGUUUAGAUCGGUUUAAGGAUGUGUUGAAGACGGGGAUCUUUGAGGUUGACAGUGACAUAACGGAGGGGCAAACGAAUGAUUUCUUGCGAGAUAUUGCUGAGCUGAAGAAGAGGCAGAAAACAGGGAUUAUGAGUGACCGGAAGAGGAAAAGUGAGGAGUUAGAGGAUGGAGAGACGGAUAAAGGGGAUGAGGAUUUGAGUGGGGAAUGGGAUGGUGCCUCUUCUGGAGUGGAUGCUGAGAAAGAUAUGAAACUAAUGAAAGCCAACUUUGAGGAUUUGUGUGAGGAGGAUAAGAUUUUGGUAUUCUUUAAGAGGUUGUUAAAUGAAUGGAGGCAAGAGUUGAAUGCUGAGAUGCAAGAUAUGGAGAGGAGGACUGCAAAAGGGAAGCAGAUGGUUGCCACUUUUAAGCAGUGUGCUCGGUACUUGACUCCGUUGUUUAAGUGUUGUAGGAAGAGAGGCCUGCCGGAUGAUAUAAAGAGAGCGUUAAUGUUGGUUGUCAAUUGCUGUUUGGAGAGAGACUAUCGAACCGCUGUGGAUUGCUAUAUUAAGCUGGCUAUUGGAAAUGCACCUUGGCCCAUCGGGGUUACUAUGGUUGGUAUUCAUGAACGUUCUGCUCGAGAGAAAAUUUAUACCAAUAGUGUUGCCCAUAUCAUGAAUGAUGAAACUACUCGUAAAUACCUGCAAUCUGUCAAACGGCUUGUGACUUUUUGUCAACGCAAAUAUCCAACUGUGCCAUCUAGAUCGAUUGAAUUCAAUAGCUUGGCAAAUGGUAGUGAUCUGCACGCUCUGCUAAUGGAUGAGCAACAUGGAGGAGGAGGGAGUCAAGAUUCAGAGGAAAGGCUUCGGUUAAUGCCUGGUCCAAGUGACGAGUGAAGAUUGGAUCCUUGUGGUGGCCAGCCAUCUGUUAGACGUGAACUUUUUUGAACCCAAGGUGCCCGCUGAUCGUGGUGAUUACUAGAGAAUGUCAGAUUGUGAGAACUUCUUUGCUUAGCUGCCUGAAUUGCCUCUCUUGGAGUUGCUGUAGCUCACUCUGUACUUCAUUGCAAGAUUUAACUGAUCAGGUCACUGUCUUCACUAAAUCCUGAUGCAUCAUUAGCUUUUAUGUAACAGAAAGUAUCGAGUGAUCAGAUAUGGGGACAAUCUUCUAAUUCUGAUGAUCUUUAUGUUUCAUGUCAUGUAUCUGUUGCCAUGUUGAUAUUUUUGUCAGCUAUAUUGUAAAACCUAUGCCUUUCCGCCCCUUUUCUCGUUUUCUAAUAUAAAUUAUCAGAAUAGCAGAACUUAUUA
Molecule: messenger RNA, 1988 nt
Organism: Beta vulgaris subsp. vulgaris (sugar beet)
Lineage: Eukaryota; Viridiplantae; Streptophyta; Magnoliopsida; Caryophyllales; Amaranthaceae
Exons: 3
Coding region: 345-1577 (410 amino acids)
Biological process (GO): generation of catalytic spliceosome for second transesterification step; RNA splicing
Cellular component (GO): U4/U6 x U5 tri-snRNP complex; U5 snRNP; U2-type post-spliceosomal complex
Source: RefSeq, a predicted model, not a curated record